CCAAUGGCCAUUCCUGUAUAUUUUCUGACAUGUGUACAUUGUGUUUAGUUUGCUCGAACGUAAAGUGUUCAAUAUUAUUGUCAAAUUAAUUAACAAUGUGUUUUUUUCUUAAAUAAAUGAACUGUCUUACAUCAUGCCAAAAUAUUUAUGCAUGGAUUGAACCGAACUUUAAUUCGCCAUACAAUCCUGCCUUAUAUUAAUAUAAACAAUAAACUUAUACGUACAUUUAUAUAUAAUAACAAAUUGAUUUUUAACGAUAAGAUAAUGGAAAGAAAAAUUAAACGUAAAAAUUCGAACAAAGCCGUAGCAAUAAUUGCAUCACAAAAGAAACAUUGGUCAUUAGGUUUAUUAGAUUCCAUGAAAGAUCCGACUCUUAAAGUUAUCGAAGACGAUAGCAUAGUCGUCAUUAAGGAUAAAUAUCCGAAAGCAAAAUUUCAUUAUUUAGUUUUACCGAAAGAAAACAUUUCAACAAUAUGGAAAAUUACAAAGAGUCAUGAAAAUCUUCUACGUCAUAUGGACGAUGUUGCAGAAGAAUUAACUAAAAAACAUCCGGAACAUGAAUUCCUUAUCGGGUAUCAUUCUAUGCCAAGUAUGCAAAGAAUGCAUUUACAUGUUAUUAGUACCGAUUUCAACAGUCCAUGUUUAAAAACUAAACAACAUUGGAAUAGUUUCACUACGCCAUUUUUUAUGCAUUCCAAAGAAUUAUGUAAACAAUUGAAAGAAAACGGGGUACUUAAAAAGAUAAGUUUUACAACAUCAAAACAGUAUUUAAAUAGCGAAUUAAAAUGUCAUCGGUGUCCGAUAAAGCCAAAAAAUAUGCCAGAAUUAAAAAAACAUUUAAUUUUGCACGUGUCAGGAAAGAAGGAAUAAAUAUUUUGUUAUAUUUUUAUCCAUCGUUCAACUGACUGUUAUUUCAUCGAUCAAAAAUUUGAUAUCGUUGGAAUUUCCAGUAUCGUCAGAGUAUAAUUUUAAAUUCAUAUUAACUGAAUUUUGUACGAAUCAAAUGGCAAUCAACAUUUCAAGAACUUGUUUACAACCAAUUAGCGAUAUGUAGUAAUAUUUAUCAAUCAUGGAUGUAAAAAUAAAACGUAAGUAAUGGAAUUGUAAAAAUAGAAUUUUAUCGAGAUAAAAUAAACGUUUCGAAAAUAUUUUUAAAACCCUCCUCAGUGUUUAAACUUAACUUAUCUCGUUCAAUGUAAUUAAAAAUUAACAGAUAACGUUAAAAAAUAUAUUUAAUACGAAACAUGAGACUUUUUCAAGAAAUAAGCUAACUAAAGAAAACAAAAAUAUUAAUUUUCAUUAAUUAAUAGAUAAUAAAUUGAACAAAUAAUAGAUUAUAAAUAUCGGGAAAUUAGGAUAUCGAUAUCUUGGAAAUGGUGUUGAUAAAUAAAUAUCAGUCAAAAAUAUGUUUCGGAAAAUUUACUAUAAAUAAAUUUGAUGUUAAUAGGUUUUCGUCGCCUAUAAUAUCAAUUACGUGCUAACUAUUUACAGUCUUCUUCCUUAUCCUGUAUCUAGAAUUUAAUGUCUCUGUGUAUAUUUUCGGUGCAUGAAAGAUGUAUACGUUGUGUAUGCGUGUUUGUUGUGUGUGUGUGUGUUUGUUGUGUAUAAGCGUAAUCGAGUACGAAGAUAAUAGAGUCCGAUGUAAAAUGUCGAUCGUGUAUAUCUUAAAUUCUGUAUACAUUUAGUAAUACUGCAAUGAAUAGUUUGAAGCGUUUCUAUCGCAUCGAAACAGUAGUAGUAGUAGUAGUAGUAGUAGUAGUUAUAGUAGUAGUAGUAAUAGGCAUUUGAAAAUUCGCAAGUAUUUUGCCUGUUAUUGCUUGCGUGGAUCACGGAAAAUGAAUUUCGAUCAAUCAUCCGUGAUACCAAUUUACACACCACUGAUAAUAUUUUUCAAAUGAUUUUCAUUCCUCUUUUUGUUUCUUUAAGUAUUCAUCUCCACGUUGGCGCAACAUUAACGCAUUUAAUCCAUGCGUGUUUAUACAUAAAUUAAUGAAAUUAUUAAAUUAUAAGCUUAAUGUGUGUGUUUUCCCUUGAAACUUGUCGCACGCUCGCUUAGAGGCGUCUUCGAGCAGGCAUCGAUUCGCGCGAACAAUAUAUAUUAUUUAUAUUUUCAUUUAUAAUUAUUUAUUUAAACUACAACUAUAUAAUACAAAAAGGAAAACUUUAAUACGACGCCGCUCGAAGCACAUAGGAAUCUCGAUACCAUAAUCAUCCGAAGAUCCACCAUACCAACAUUUUCACUUAAUACAAAUAUCGAUGAUUUAUUAAAUCUAUAACGAAUCACCUCGUUCUCCUAUUUUACUUUACUUUUACACGCGCAUCAUAUAAUAUAUCUUUUCUUUUACACUUACGAACAAUUUUUUUUACUGACAAAUUUUUUACAGUGAUUUACAUAAAACGUAGAAAGAAAAGAAGAUAAAAGAAAAACAAAAGAGGCAGCUUAGCGUAAAGGAUUUAUAGCGUGCGAAAUAACGCUUUGGUAUGUUUCGCGAAUGAAUAGAAUAUGGUCACAUUUAACAUAUCUACAAUAUCCUGAUCGAUCGAUCGAUCCGGAGAGAGAGAGAGAGAGAGAGAGAGAGAGAGAGGAGGGAGAGAGCACGAAAAUGAAAA
Messenger RNA from Polistes canadensis, 2610 nucleotides. RefSeq names its product aprataxin (gene Aptx). The transcript is spliced from 4 exons. The record is from RefSeq and is a predicted model, not a curated record. Gene Ontology annotation, biological process: single strand break repair; double-strand break repair. Bases 148 to 870 code for a protein of 240 amino acids. Gene Ontology annotation, molecular function: single-strand break-containing DNA binding; mismatched DNA binding; double-stranded RNA binding. Lineage: Eukaryota; Metazoa; Arthropoda; Insecta; Hymenoptera; Vespidae. Gene Ontology annotation, cellular component: nucleus.